UGAUAUGCGGACAUGGCACGUACUAAUAGGGCACGAACCGAUAUAAAUAGCCCAUGGUGCGCUGAUCUAUCGCCAGAUCCAGCCACAACACAGUGCAGUUAAUAUCAACUGAGCCAGAAAGUCAACAGCAGUACGAAACAGAGGACGAACCACUCAAAGACAACAUGGACGCCUUGAACAACAAAGACUCAAGUUUGUCACAAGAAGUGACGAUACGCCCCUACAAGCAGGAGGACUACAGCAGAUGCCGUGAAAUCUUCACUGAAGGAAUGCAACAGCUAGUUAAUCCUGUAAUGGAUAUUGUUUUUCCAAGAUACUUGAAAAUUGCAAGCGUGUUUUUGAUCCUCGUUUUGGCUGUUGCCUUUCGCUGGUCGUUGUGGAUCGUCGGAUUGUACAUCAUACUUUGUGUCAUCCUAACAGCUCUUCUUUACAUAAACAUUUACAUUCAAGUCAUGAAGUUUGUAAGCGGAUGUUUAAACUCGGAUUUGCUUGACAUUUCUGAUAGCUACAAAGGUGAUUCCUGCAUGUUCAUAGCUGAAUUUCACGGAGAAGUAGUAGGAAUGGUAGGCAUGAUGCACAGUGACCAGCACAAGCCAGGAGCUGUAGAGUUGCAGCGUAUGUCAGUGUCACGAUCCGUACGAAGAAGAGGAAUCGCUAAUUCACUUUGCAAGGAACUCAUUGCUGUUGCUAAACGAAAAGAUUUCAAUAAAAUCAUUUUGUCAACAACUGGAGCUCAAUCUGGAGCCAAAGCAUUGUACAAAAAGUGUGGUUUCCAAAUAGUUACCCAAUUUCCCUAUCCACAAAAGGUUCUAGAGGAACUGUCUUUAGAUUGCUUUGAGCUCGAGAUUUAAGCUGCCCUCGAUAACAGUUGAUCAGAUGUCGACAAGAAACUCAAGCGAAUGUAAUCUGCUCAAUUGCAAGUAUGGCGGAGAUAAUGCUGUGACCGAAAUGCUUCAAAAAGACCAAAAGAUCCAAAGWCCACUGGCCGUUGUUUUUCAUACCAAACGUGGCAGUCAUACRAACAUCAGGUUUUGAAUUGAAAAACAAUCGAAUGAUGGCGUUGGCGAUUUCAAACUUAGUUUGUCUUCUCUACCGAAGGCAAAGAAGAUUGGAUUCAAACAUGGAACUCAUACUGGCGCGGAGAUAUGAAGAAACAAGUCUUCGAUAUCCCAUCAGAACUUGGUCAACCAAACCUAAGCURACUUGGCUAACUAUCUACAAAGUCUACCUAGACACUGUAUUAAUGUGAUCGAAUUUGAACUGUAUUUGUUUUUGAUUAAAUGAAAACAGAUGAAAAUAAGAUGAGUGCAUAUAUUACAUGAAACUUACGCUUUGUAAAUAUAUGAGUAAUUUAGCCGUCUCAGUAUCAAACAAUAAACCAAUUAGAUAUAA
Molecule: messenger RNA, 1392 nt
Organism: Actinia tenebrosa (Australian red waratah sea anemone)
Lineage: Eukaryota; Metazoa; Cnidaria; Anthozoa; Actiniaria; Actiniidae
Product: N-acetyltransferase 8F1
Molecular function (GO): N-acetyltransferase activity
Source: RefSeq, a predicted model, not a curated record